UUAAUAAAAUGAUAAAAAAAUAUGUUUAAUAAUAAAAAAUUUGCAAUAAAUUGCUAUAGUUAAAGGUGGCCUACUGCUUGCUGUUCCAAUAUUGUUGCGUGUUAAAAAUAUCAAGAGAUUUUUUAUAAGAGGGGAGAUACACCACCCCCCCCCCCUUCUAAAUUUUGAUAGAGACAAUAAUGGCCAGUGGUGCCAAAACAACAAACCUAAUUUUAGUAGUGGGUAGUUCCGCUAAUCGAGAUGGUGUCGAAGAAAAUCUUAAUAACAUUAAACUUUUAGAAGGUCUUUACAAUGCCGAAGUAAUAGAAUGGUUAGACAAGACGGAUGAAGAAUACAGAAAUAUUUUUCGUAAUCUAAAAAAUGAUAAGGAUUGGGAAACAAAAUUUUUACAAUGCAAUUUUGUAUUAGUAAUCUGCUUGUUUCAUGGAGAUACAGAUGGACAAAUUACUUUCAACGGUGAAAUCACACAGUUAAAGUGCAAUUUUCUAAAUCCAUUUUUUUCCAUCGAGCAGCUAGAUGGCAAACUUAAAUGGUUAGUCGUACAGGCAUGUCGAGGCAAUUUAGAAAGUGUUCAAAUGAAAGCGGAUGGAAAACGUAAAAAAAAAUAUUUAGAUAUUUGUAUGAUCUCGUAUUGCACUAGUGAAGGAAUGGUUAGUAGACAAUAUGAUAAAAACGGCAAAAUUUUUAUACAAUAUCUAUGUGAAGAACUAGCUGACAAUGCAAAUAAUAAUAACUAUAAAACAUCAUUGGUCACAAUUAUGAACAACGUUAUAGAGAAGGUACAUCAAUAUGGUAUUAAAGAACAAAUCAAUGAUUUUCCGUUACCGGUGUAUUCUAAAAAUUUCCUUGAUUAUUCCUUUGGACAAUAAACAACUGCAUAUAACGGCCAAAUAUUGUUGCCGUUAUAUGUAGUUAACUGGUAUUAAAAAACAUAAAGAAAAUGAAAAAAAAUUAAUAUAUAUGCAUAUACAUGCACUAAACCAUUAAUUGAUCUUGUUUGAAUUGUUUAGGUAAAAGAAACGCUUUUGGAACAUCUUC
Lucilia cuprina (Australian sheep blowfly) is the source of this 1038-nucleotide messenger RNA. RefSeq lists its product as uncharacterized. The record is from RefSeq and is a predicted model, not a curated record. The transcript is spliced from 3 exons. Gene Ontology annotation, molecular function: cysteine-type endopeptidase activity. Lineage: Eukaryota; Metazoa; Arthropoda; Insecta; Diptera; Calliphoridae. The coding region runs from base 180 to 869 and encodes 229 amino acids. Gene Ontology annotation, biological process: proteolysis.